This is a messenger RNA of Trichoplax adhaerens, 474 nucleotides long. RefSeq lists its product as uncharacterized. The record is from RefSeq and is a predicted model, not a curated record. Lineage: Eukaryota; Metazoa; Placozoa; Uniplacotomia; Trichoplacea; Trichoplacidae. The transcript has a single exon. Bases 1 to 474 code for a protein of 157 amino acids.
AUGGCAAACUAUGAAUCAAAAAUUGUACCAUUAACAUUAACUGCAAACGAUGAACCAGCAAUUGUACAAUUAACUGUUCAGGAAUUUGAAGACACAUUAAGAGAAAUAGGAAAUGGUUACCAAUACUAUUACAUCGGUAUCGCAGAAUUUCAUGAUGAUCUUAAAACAUCAUUGAAAACUCGCGGUAUAGGAGACGGGCAUCAUUGCGAUGAAAAAAUGGGUAAGAAACCGAGAGUUAUUUAUGGCACUGGCAAACUAACCAAAGAACGUGGAUGCCAAUUGGAAUUGAAAUCAAUCGAAGAACAUCGUAAAAACAAAUAUUGCUUGAACGAGAAAUCCUCUUCCGAGACUACAGCAACACAUGUAGUCUGCUAUAUUCGAGUUUACAAUAGCCAAUCUUCAAAACCAAUAGAGACGGAUAGAAGUUAUAAUUUCCAGCCAGAAAAAUACCCUAGCUACUGUGAACGACUAUAA